This is a messenger RNA of Exophiala dermatitidis NIH/UT8656, 3966 nucleotides long. RefSeq lists its product as uncharacterized. Gene Ontology annotation, cellular component: Dsl1/NZR complex. Bases 112 to 2667 code for a protein of 851 amino acids. Lineage: Eukaryota; Fungi; Ascomycota; Eurotiomycetes; Chaetothyriales; Herpotrichiellaceae. The record is from RefSeq and is a predicted model, not a curated record. The transcript is spliced from 2 exons. Gene Ontology annotation, biological process: regulation of ER to Golgi vesicle-mediated transport; retrograde vesicle-mediated transport, Golgi to endoplasmic reticulum; endoplasmic reticulum to Golgi vesicle-mediated transport.
CAACUUCAUUAAGUCCUCGCCUGAGUCUUCCACCACAAACCGCGGCGACUUUUACUGUUGCAAAUCUGCCUCGCACAUUGUCUCUGUGCUCAUUCUUGGACUUGGGACAGCAUGGCCGAUCUACAAUUGACCCGGACCGGCGAUGUUCACAUCAGAGUACAAGACUACCUCGACGACCAGAUACAGACCGCAGCGGACCUCGAGCAGGUGGAUAAUCUGCUUGUCAGGGUUCAAGAGCAACAAGACCUAUUGAGAAAACAGCUUCGAAGUGCACGAGAAAGUCUGCGAGAUGCCCAAUCCCGGGUUGAGGAGCGGUCCAACGACCUGAGGACAAAAGCCGAAGCUUUUCAAGCCCAACAGGCUGAUUUCAACCGACGCCUCGAGGCCCUUGCCCUAUCGGACGCCAGUGAUGAAGCCACCAGCAAGAUUGAGGCGCGAAUGAGCAAGGUCCGCAACCUCGAAAUAGCCCAGGGAUAUCUUGAACUUGUCCAGCAAUUGAACACUCUGCGGAACGAGGCCAGACAAAAUCUCUCCGCGCACCCGGAGGUAUCUUUGCGUGCCUACCUUCGCCUGCGGAGCCUAUGGCAGCAUUUGCAAGAUGCCCAGCCAGCCGCCGAGGGGGCUGCGCCUCAGUUGUUGUACAUGUUUGAACAGGAGUCAAAGGACCUUUAUACUCAAAUCAAGGCGGUACUCGAGGCCGCUCUUGCAGAGACCCUGGAGCAGAUGAAGUGGCCCGGGAAAGAGUUGAAUAUGUCCAAUACCAACGAAAAACAAUGGAAGCAGCAGGUUGAACUGCUUUUGCAGCUCCAGGAACCUGAUUUGAUCGCCUCCUUCGGCGACAAGCUCGCUACUGGCCCUUCUGUCUCCGUCGAACCUGUCGUUCUGCUUCCUUUGGAGGCCAUGGUGCAACCUCUUACCGUCCGAUUCCGGUAUCAUUUCUAUGGAGAGAGGCCGACGAACCGGUUGGACAAACCGGAGUAUUUUCUCACUCACAUCCUGGAUCUCCUUGAUCGACACAGCGCAUUUAUGUCAGACAUGCUUGGACCUAUAUUGGACGAGCGAGCACGGGCGUCUGAGGCCUUGGAAUCCAUCUAUACUGACGGAGUAUCCGCCUUCAUUACUGCCUUGCUCCCUGUGGUGAUUGAAAAAUGCUUGUCUUUUCUUCCGCAAAUAGCCCGAGAGCCACAGCUCCUGUCUCAUUUCAUGCAUGAGCUCAUGGCGUUUGACACAGCCAUUCGAGAAUCAUGGGGAUAUAUGCCGAUCCCCCGAAUGUUGACAGAAUGGAAAGGGGUAACAUGGAUCAUUUUGGAAAAGCAUGGCUAUUUCGCUCCAUGGCUGGCUGUCGAGAAAGAUUUCGCAUUGUCUCGCUACAAGAGCAUCAGAGACGCACCUGAUAGCGGAGACGUUGACUUUGACGCCGAUGCCACGCAAACCAAACCCACAAAGGGUGCAAUCCGCCUAAACGAUCUUCUGGAAACCAUCACAAAUCGAUAUCGAGGUCUCUCUUCUUUUAGCCAGAAAAUGAAGUUUCUCCUGGACAUCCAACUAUCGAUUUUCGACGACUAUCAUAACCAUCUACACGGUGCCCUUCAAGCCUACCUUGUUGCUUCCCACACCGCCGGACGGCUGCUGCACGGCGGAUCCGAAGCCGACGCAUUCGGUCUGAAAGGACUGGAGUCGUUGGCCAAGAUCUACGGAAGUGCCGAGUUUCUUGAACGCAAGAUGUCGGAUUGGAGUGACGAUGUCUUCUUCUUGGAACUGUGGGAUGAACUUCAUUACCGAGCCAAAACCAAUUCGGGUGCCAAUGCCUCCAUUGGGACGAACUUGAGAGUAGAUGAUGUGGCAGCAAAGACAUCCAAUUCGAUCAAAGCGACCGAGUCCUCUGACGCAGACGGAGAUGCUGGUGGAAGUGGGCUCUUCGAUCAGACGGCUCUUGCGUACCGCCGACUCCGUGAGCGCUGCGAGGAAGAAAUCCAUCGUGCAUUCGAAGUCAACGUGCGUGCGGCUCUCAGGCCGUAUGCAAAAUAUGCACAGUGGUCCUCUUUGAUCGGGACACCGUCAGACGCUUUGUCUACGGCACCAUCCCCGAGUCUUGAUGGGUUCUUCGAGACCACGGCUGUUCUUCUGGGCUAUUUGGCCCGAGUCCUCUCCCCUGUGUCGAUGCGUCGAAUCACCAAGCAUUACUGUGCAGCGGUGCAGCGGGAGAUAUACGACAAUGUCCUCAUGCAUCAUACCUUCUCAGCUGCAGGCGCAGCUCAACUCAAGCGAGACCUGGGCGCAAUUGAGGAGAGUAUUGCAAAGACCGCCAAACUGCCCGGCGUCAUUGGCGCUAGUAUGAAACGGCUCGAAGAAGCAGUGUUUCUCCUUUCGCUGAAUUCGGGCAUAAAUCCACAGCGGAAUUUGGCCGAUGGCGAAGAGGAUGCUUGGGGCUUCGGGGACGGCGACGCCGAAGGUGAGGAAGUUGUACCAGAACAAGGCACCACUUCAAACCAAAAUGAUGGUUCUGGUGAUGGUGAAUCCGGAGAAAUGGGUCUCUGGGAUGCCGAAAAACUCAUCUUCGAGAGUAACGAGGCUGCCAGGAAGGCUCUGUCGGAUAUGGGCCUCUAUCACCUUAGCGAAGGAGAUGCCAGAAACAUAUUGAAGCGCAGAGUGGAACUCAACGGCUGAAAGAAGCUAGACUCGAAUAUGUUCAAGAAGUCUUCGUAUCCCUCAUGGAAAGACGGCCGACAUUGAGUUGUUGAGGGAUUUGGACGAGGGCAGAAAAGAGACCUCUGGCUGCCACUCGUUCAGCCUUGCUAGUCACGUGAACCGGUGACCUAGGUUUCACGUGACUAGCCCCUGACGAGGCUGUGAGUCGUGUUAACUCUCCAGCUCAGUACACUUGCUUACCUUCCACUCAGCCCCUUUGACUGGGACAGCGGUCUGUCAACUCUAUGCUCUGUCAAUCUAUGCUCUCAAGAAGCUACCAUACGCCUAUUUCUUUAUAUAUACCACAAUAUUACAAACAAAUCCUUGAAGAUUUACUUAGCAAUAUACACUCGAAGGCUAGAUGAUGCCUUGUCUCUUUUCCCCUUCUGGAUCUGCAUCUCCUCCAAUCCACGCCAGAUUUUGUAUUGCCGCCAAGCCAUACAGCGCGGAAAAAUUGGUCGUGAUCCAAGGGAUUUCCACCGUCCCCGGGAUCAAAGUCUCAGUCGACUUGACCACUUCCGUCCGCCACUGGCAGCGAAGGUCAUCAUGUGAAUCAUGUCCAUAGCCUUCCAAAGUCAAGAAUUCCCCCCAUGCUCGUCGGGCAAGUUCAUGGUCGCCGAGCUGACGAGCCGCAUACGCCGUUAAUCGAGAAUGGCCCUGGCCGAGCUGAGUUGCUCCAAAGGCGACGCCAUACCGUUCGAUCUGUUGGGAGGGGUCCGCAUUGAAGUAGCGACAGUAAUCCAGCCAGACACUCCUAAAGCCCCCUUCGUCAGGGAACAGAGAAAUCAAUUCUGAGCACACUUCCACCAGUCCAAACAUUGCCGACAGAUGAGAGACCUGGACUUGUCCGACACCAUCAUCGAACACGGGCUUGAUGGUACCUGUAGGAACAUGGUACAAAACCGUUCCUGUGACGAAACCAUUUUUGAGCUGAGCAAUGCCACGGAUCGAUUGGAGGAGUUUGGAUCUAGCAAGGUCAGAACGAGGACCAUUUCUUUCCCACUCUAUCAGCCACGAUGCCGCCAGAGCCGACCAGUCUGUUCCAAGGGAAAUGAUGGCCGUGUCGGAAGAUCGAAUGUCUUGAAGGUCCUCUCGCACUUUGCGAUAGGGAUUGAGCGUCAACAAAGUCUGUUCGCCUUCCAAGGUCUCGCUCAACAGGUCACCUACUCUCUCGUCACCUCCGGAGAUGUAGAAAUAGAACCUACGGUAAAGAGCGUUGGAGAUGCGGAGCUGUUUACAGCUGUCGGACCAAUGUUGAACGCCGUGUCGAGUCCCAAG